This is a messenger RNA of Mya arenaria, 6262 nucleotides long. RefSeq lists its product as uncharacterized. Gene Ontology annotation, biological process: positive regulation of DNA-templated transcription. Lineage: Eukaryota; Metazoa; Mollusca; Bivalvia; Myida; Myidae. The record is from RefSeq and is a predicted model, not a curated record. Gene Ontology annotation, molecular function: ubiquitin-protein transferase activity; zinc ion binding. The coding region runs from base 135 to 1853 and encodes 572 amino acids. The transcript is spliced from 3 exons. Gene Ontology annotation, cellular component: nucleoplasm; chromatin.
CCGAGUCAGAUUAAUAACAGUUUAUUAAGUGUUUAAACAUGUUCAGUGCUACAAGGUAUUUAUAGACAUGCGCAGUGGAAAAUAUCAGUUUACUUUCUUGUUUGUUUUGAGGAUCAACUUAAUUAUAAGUCAAGAUGGAGGUACCCGGAAGGAAGCGUGACCCUGACCUUGACAAGGGUUCCACUGACGCCACUGUCUACUGCCAGCCGUGUGGAGAGGGCGGUAAACGCGCUGUGGCCCAGGGCUUCUGUCAGACCUGCGAGCAGUACAUGUGCGCUCCCUGUGUCGAAUACCAUAAGAUAUUGAAGGUGACCAGGAACCACGUUCUGCUGUCCAAAGACAAGAUGCCCUCUUACUACCCGUCCACCAAGCAGUCAGCUAUCGCCGACACGGAGUAUUGUAAAAAACAUCCGAAAGAGAUGAUCAAGUUUUACUGCCCGACCCACGGAGACCUUGGCUGUGGUGACUGUGUCGUACCCGAUCACCGCAACUGUAAAGUUGAUUACAUCGCUGAUGUGGCUAAAGAAUUUGUCAUUGGAAAUCAAUUCAAAGAGCUGGAACCAUCAAUUAAACAAACUGAAGAUAUUUUCUCCGGGUACAUAAGUAAUGUCAAGGAACUUUUUGGCGAGAUCGAAAAUCAGACUAAGGAUGAGAUGGGCAGACUGAAGAAGUUCCGAGCAGAAAUCAACACCUACCUGGACCGCCGCGAGAAGGAGUUGCUCGACAACCUCCAUCAUGUGAAGAACGAGGAUGAAAACUUGCUGAAAACCCUAAAAAAGGAUUGUGAGUUGACGAAAGCCGGACUUGAAGCCAUGAGGAUGGAACUAACUUCCGGUGAAGUCUCGGUGAAUCAGAGAUACGUGACGGCAAGACGAGCCCAGAAGGAGCUACGAGUGAUUCGUGACGAGUUGGGGAAGACGGCUGGUAGGAUGAAGGCCCGGAAGUUCCGGUUUACUAAGGACGCGGACUCGGAGCGGCUGCUGGGAUCGAAAACAUGCAUUGGAACGCUGGACGUGGUCGAAAAUUUGAAUAUUCCUGACCUCUCUACUUUGACAUGGAAGGAGGAGGUAGACAUUGACGUGAGAGCGCCACAGGACCAGGAUACAUGCUACAUUAGCGGCCUCGCCCUGCUGUCGCCCGGUCUCUUCAUUCUGACUGAUUUCGGAAACGAAUGUGUCAAGUUGAUGAACGUCAACAGCCGCACCGUCAGUUCCCGCCUCAAACUGCCAGGGACGCCCUGGGACGUCUGUGUGCUCCCUGGUGAUCAAGCCGCCGUCACCCUCUCGGAUAACUCAAUUAUACAUCUGCUGUCUACAAAAGGAGGGCAGUUAUCAUGUGGCAAGAAAAUUAAAAUAUCGUCUUGGUGUCGUGGUAUUGGGUAUUACAACAACAGAUUUUACGUUUCUUACGUAUCUAACCCGCGUAUUGAAGUGAUGACAUUGGAUGGGCAUAUUAUAAGUACAUUCCAAACAGAAGAUAGGAGACAGCUUUUCCAAAAACCAACUUACCUAACUGUGUCAGCUUCCACACCACCGACAAUGUACGUGUCUGACUUCCAUGCACAGGCCGUCCUCCAGCUGUCUCUAGACGGGAAGGUCUUGAAAAAGUACAGGGACAAAAAGCUCAAUUAUCCCGAGUCUGUGGUGGAGGUAGAACCGGGUCAGCUGCUCGUGUGUGGCGGAAGUGGCCACAACGUGGUGCUAUUGACGGAGAGUGACGGAAAGAUGGCGGAAAUACUUGGACAGAAUGACGAACUGGCAUACCCCUACUCGGUAGCAUUCUGUCCUUACACACGUACCAUAGUUGUCGGAAUGCUCCGUACUGACUCACUUAAGGUAUUUAAUGCAAACUGACAGAGUUUCUGCAUCAUUCCUGGUUUUUUUAAUGUCCUUCGAAGAGACAACCAUGUUUUAAAUCAUGUUUGAGCAAUUGAAUGAUAAAUACAAUAUCAUUUAUUUUACAACAUAAGCUUACAGUAUUGAUUCAAAAUGAAAAGCUAUCGAUGUUUAAUGACAUGUACAUGUAUCUGAUAAAUAUCAAGCGUAUGUUGCAGUUAUGUUUAGCAAAAUGUAGGAUAACGAAAAGUGUUGAUAAAGUAAUUCUAUUUUACAACUUUUCCUUAAGAAUUUUAGGUGUUUAGUAAUGUUGUUUUACAUGAAAGGGGUUUGAUUUUCCAAUUAAAUUAUAUACAAGUUAUUUAAAUAGGCUCUAAUGAGUUAAAUCUGACAUCGCUCAAAUAUGACUACAUUUUGUCCCAAUUGCUCAGAACUUUGCUAAAGUUAACAACGUGAUUGACGAGAUCGUUGUUAACUUUCAAAUCAUCACUGCUCUGGCAGUGUAAUGGAUACAUUUGUGAAUUGCAGUAUUCCUAACAGUAUUUGAGGGCACUGUUCCAUCUGCACUUGUUUUUUUUUAAUAUGGCAUUACAUCAUCAAAAAUUGCGGUUAAAAGUUUACAACGAUGUCUUUAAUCACGUUGUUAGCUGAAACAAAAGUCUGAACAAUCGACCCUUUAAGUUAAUGAAAACGUUACGAUGAAAACAAGUACUAUGCUGAAAUUGUCAAGUGUAACUCGAGCCUCAUUUCAGAGUAUCUUCCUUUAAAGAAGUUUGACAAAAUGUUAACUUGUUUUAGAAUAUGUAUGUAACUUUUCUUAAUUAAGACAUGACAUGAACAUGACCGAAGAUUUUCCUCAACAUUUAUAAUUAUCGGUUGAGACAUCUUGUAAAUAAAUGUGAGUUGAUUGGGCUCUGUUAUGUUAUAGAAUCACUUUGUGUUCGCAAAGCUAUUUUUAAUAAUUCAUCUUAAAGAUGUUCAUCCUGGUGUCCAUACUGUUUCCCUUACUUCAACAUUAUUGUAUUAUACACAUAUCUAUAUUUAUAUCUCAUACAACAAUAUACUUUGCUGAUGUAACACAAAAUGUAGCUUUUCCUAACUAACAAUGUACAUUCAUUUGACAUAUAUCAAAUAAUUAUAUGUAUUUUGACGAUUGGCGUAUGUACAAGGUAUAAUAAACGGCCACUGUAAGUAGAACUGUAGACAUAUUUUAUCCAAAUUUCUUUCACGAUUAAGUAAAUAAUUGUAAAUGGCCUUCGAAACAAAAUAGAACAUUGAGUGUUGUAUUGAAAGGUUCAUUAAUGCAAUUUCCUGGGAGUACAGCUAAAUUAUUUGAUAAAAUAAACCACAUUUUAAGCUAGAAUGUGUUAAGAAGUUUCUACGUCUGGUCCAUCGGGUCAUAUUCCAGGGAGGGGACUAUUUCUAGGGGCAGGGAGUUAUUACUUUUACAACCAGAAACAUGUCAUUUUCUGUUUUACAGCCAAAAAGGGCAACAAGGUAACUAACAAAUAAAGGGGAAUUGCUCUUAUGAGCCGUGUACUCCUCUUAAAUCAAUAAACUACUGAUAAUUAGGUGUGAUUAAGGUUUUGUUUUCGGCAAAUGACGCCAUAUUUUGUCUAAAAUUGUUAAGAAGCUAAACAACGGACUGCGUAUAUUGCGCAUGCGUUGACAUAAAGGAAUGUUUUGACAGCGUGAAUAGAAAUACUCUAUGCUUUAAGAUGUCUUAAAUAGGAAUAAGUAGUAAAAUGCCUAGAAUUGUGAGAUCUUUGUAUGCUUUUGUUAGACAUUGCAAUUAGUAUCCAGAUUUUAUUGGAAUAUCAAUAGGUUUAACGCAAUAUGAUAUUUGAUCUGAUAUGAUAUGAGAUAUGAUCUUUUCUAGUCCAUCUUUAUAGUUUUAAGCUUAAUAGUAAUAUUCCCCAGUAUUUGUUUAUAUUAUUGACACAAAUAAGGACAUAUCAUGUCACAGUCUAAGAAUUAAAACUGGGCGAUAUGGAAGAAAUCGCAUUGACAUAAAUCUUAGAUACUGUGAACUAUGUGAUACUGUGGACAUAGAAGAUGAGUUUCAAUUCUUGUACAUUUGUAGUAAAUAUAAAGUUAUAGGCAAGCGAUAUUUAACUAAAUACUAUAUUGAAAGACCUAACACGAUGAAAAAAAUAGUGUCGAUAAACACAAGUAAACUAAAAUACGUACUAAUUUGUUAAUUCAAUGAUGUUUUUUCUCUAUUAUGUAUGUUUCAUAAACAUAAGACAUAAAAACUAUGUUAUAUGCUUGUAAAUUGAAUACUUAUAAUUAUUGAUACAAGUAUAAUAUUUUCAUAGAUAAUGUGUUUUGAUGCAUGUUCUCCUGAGUAAUAGUAUAUAUUUGACAUGUUUGUAAUGCAUUCUAGAUGGAAUACACGAAAUGGUAUAUUGACUGUUGUUUUUAUGUGUAACAAAGUUGAUGGAUGAUGAACUGUAUGUUUAAAUUUUUGAAUUAACUAUUACUGUUCUUAUUGAAUUUUUAAAUAUGAAUAUGUAAAGCAGAAUAACAAUCUUCUUUCUAUGAUUUUGAUUGUAUUUAGUAAGCAUGUGGUUAUACACAACUUUUGAUGUCCCCCUCAUUUCCACUUCCACUCAACUACUUAAAAGGAUGGAUACAUUUCUGUUUAUGAACGAAAAUCGUAAUACUGGAGUUUCAAUUCUCGCGUCUAUUUUUGCAGACACUGUAUAUUGUCAGCAUAUAAGUAUCUGCCAUAUGGCCCGGGAUAUGUAUAUUGAGCGAAUCAAAUUGUAUGCAAACGAACUCUCGCGAAUAUCAUUGCGCCAAUGUUAUUUUUAUUUCAAAGAUACAGACGAUACCUGUUUGAUUUAGUGUAAGAUCGUAAUGUAUUUUACCGAGCGUGCACCAAAAUUAUGUUAAUUUAUAUUAUAUUCACUUUUGGUAUUAACGAGGUGAACUAUAUUGCUAUCUUACACUGAAACAAACAUUUCCUUUUCUUUUUAUUAAAUGGUUAAGUUUGGAAUUUGUUUACACGUUUUAGAAAAUACUCUAAUUUGUAUGCGCAUGUAACGCCAUUUCGGAAAUGACGUCUUUAAAAUUUAGUCCCAACCCUAUGCCCGCGGACGUUUGAUUGGGAACCGAGAGUGGGCUUAAAUUUCAAAACAGUUAAAUGUAUAAAACUGAUAAUUCACUUUUUGAAACAACGAAAUGUUAAUUUAUAUAUCACUGUAUAGGGGCCAGACCCAGAAUCAAAACCGGAACGCACAGGCGCUGUAUAUCGUUCAUUGUCGUUUUGCCCCCUAUUUGUGCCUCUAACAGGGUUUAAUGUUACAUGUUUGACUAUUAAGCUUGUCAUGUACUAACUAUUGUAUAUUGAUUUCCAAGUGAAAAACAACACCGGUCAUAACUUCUGCCAAAUGUUGAUAAAACCUGUUUAGAAUGUGUGUCUCUUAAACUAAAAUAAUUUGUGUUGAAGUUUGACUUCUAUAAUUAUCACAAUGUCUCUAAAACUAUCGAUCGAUAAAAACAAAAGUUUAACACUUGACCCGAUCUCUAUGAAAUUUGGUCUGAUUAUCUAUCUAUACUACAUCUAAACAAUCGAAAUAUUUGAAUAUGUCGGGUCAAAACUGGGUCACAAUCUGAAAUGCUUGGGGAAAACGACAAUUCACCAUUGGCGACACUUUAUAUGCCACUUUUCUUCAUGAUGUUCAUGAGACUAUGUUAGUGAAAUUGAUGAAAAAAAUAUUUCGACCAUGUUCGAACAAGAGCAGUGUCACUCGAUAAAUAACUGAAAACGUUGUUAAAAACAUGUCCGCCAGAGUUUCCACAUAAGUUUUAUGAGGCUAUGUCAUACUAUGGGCCUCUCUGAAAACUAAAUCAAGUUAAAUUUUAGGAUAAUGUCGUGUAAAGUAAUAAUUUAACUAGGUCACAUUGCGAGUGCCAUAAACGCGUGAAUGAGGCUUUCCUAGUAUGCUGACCUAAAUGGGGUUGUAAAUGACACACUGCCUACUUCAUUCUAAGGAGAACCAGAACAAGCCGAAAGGUAUAUGCCUUCUGAUAAAAAAAUGCGGCAGGAUUAUAUUGAUCCGGCUUGAAAACUAUUCCGGCUCUCUGCCUAUCGGAUAGCAUGACGCACCUAAUAACAAAUAAUAAUAAAACUCUUUUAUGCUAACCAGACUUUAAAUACUUUUGACAGAGUAUAUCCCCAGAAUUAAUUAUGCAUGUGGCCUCUGGAGCCUUAACAAAGUGAUUUUCAAAUUAUGUAGACACAAGACAACUUAGGAAUGUAUUAAAUAUUUCGCAAUUUUGCGGGAAAUUAUCAACCGUUAUUAAACCAGAUGCUUCAAAAUUUAAGUUCUACAUAACAUAUCAGCUUAACAUUUUCAUGUGUAUGUCUAUGAUCGAAUAUAUCAUUAACAGCUUUUCUUUAAAUACGCAAAUACAAUGUA